CAAAUAUGUAUAGGGUUGGAGAAGUAGACGAGACGAUAUAAAUAGAGGAGGUAGGGGCAAGAAUAGAAUUCUUAUACUGUACUACGAUUAACGAAAAUCGUUUUUUGCUUAAAAUCGAACGGAUCUAUCUAUCUAUCUAUCUAUCUAUCUAUCUUCUGAACAAAAAGCAAGCAACCGUAGCGAUAAUUCGUUCUUGAGUUGAAAGUUGAAACUCCUCCUCCUCCUCCUCCUCCGUAUGGACGUGGCAGCCACCACCGUCGUAUUACCGUCUAUCGUCCUUGGAAGACCUACAAACGGAUCCCGCUUUGCUUCUUUAAAGCUAUGCACUUCCAUCCCUAUCAUCCCCAGGCAAGGUCACAGCCAUGUUCGAAUUGCUGCUGCUGCUGCUUCUGCAAAUAGAAGAAGAAGAAGAAGAAGAAGAAGAGGAGCAGGAUUUGUAGUUAGAGCCUCCUCCUCUCCAGACUCUUCUCACACCAAUGACAAUACCAAUAAUAAUAAUAAUGUUGUCGCACCUCUUCAGUUCCAAUCCCCAAUCGGCCAAUUUCUUUCUCAGAUUUUGAUCAACCACCCCCAUCUUGUGCCUGCUGCUGUUGAUCAGCAGCUUCACCAGCUCCAAUCCGAUCGCGAUGCUGAUCAACAAACCCAAGAUCAUCCUUCUCCUACCACACCCCCCACCACUGAUCUUGUUUUGUACAGGAGAAUUGCUGAGGUCAAGGCUAAUGAAAGGAGGACAGCUCUUGAAGAGAUCUUGUACACAUUGGUUGUGCAGAAGUUCAUGGAUGCUAAUAUUUCUUUGAUACCAUCUAUAACCCCAGAUCCAUCUGGUAGAGUUGAUUCCUGGUCAAACCAAGACCAUGCCAAACUUGAGCGCCUUCACUCUCUCCAAGCAUAUGAGAUGAUCCAAAACCACUUGUCUCUCAUUCUCGGUAACAGAGCCGGAGGAGAUCUAUCAUCCGUUGCUCAAAUCAGCAAACUCAGGGUAGGGCAGGUCUAUGCAGCAUCAGUGAUGUAUGGUUACUUUCUUAAGCGAAUUGACCAAAGGUUCCAGCUGGAGAAAUCCAUGAAACUUCUUCUAAAUGCUGCAGAUGAGACCAGUGUUCGUCAAACUAGCAUCCAUGAUGCAGGGCCUGGUAGUAGUGAAGUGGACAUUUCUCAAGGGACCUCUCAUCCUGAAGUAUCUACAUGGCCUGGCGGCGACAUCAGUCCUGGUGGAUUUGGCUAUGGUAUAAAGCCCACCACCUUGCGUAACUAUGUGAUGUCCUUUGACGGCGAUACCCUCCAGAGAUAUGCAACAAUAAGAUCUAGGGAGGCUGUGAGCAUCAUUGAGAAGCAUACAGAGGCAUUGUUUGGAAGACCCGAAAUGGCUUUAACACCUGAGGGGGCAAUUGAUUAUUCAAAGGAUGAAAACAUCAAAAUUAGCUUUGGAGGUUUAAGGAGACUUGUUUUAGAGGCUGUGACUUUUGGUUGCUUUCUCUGGGAUGUUGAGAGCUAUGUGGACUCGAGGUACCAUUUUGUCUUAAAUUGAGCUGUGCAUCCUCCCGUAUAGCCGAAGGCAUUGUUUUAGUGUAUAUUGGUACUGAUCAAUAGAAUACAAGUUAAUGUAGCUUGCUUUUAUAGGUAUAGGUACAACUAUUGUUAAUAAAUUUAUCUGUAUAUAGUGAUUUGUGACUCUAGAUUCAACUAGUGAAAGGAAAGUUAUGUUGUGAUA
Trifolium pratense (red clover) is the source of this 1708-nucleotide messenger RNA. Its product is annotated as UV-B-induced protein At3g17800, chloroplastic-like. The record is from RefSeq and is a predicted model, not a curated record. Lineage: Eukaryota; Viridiplantae; Streptophyta; Magnoliopsida; Fabales; Fabaceae. Bases 236 to 1525 code for a protein of 429 amino acids. The transcript has 3 exons.